UGCACAAAAUUGCACUCCCGUGUGGAGGACCACAGAUGGCCCAUCAAUGGCGGUGCAGAUGAGAUUCAGAGACCCCACGUCUGACAGUGACUGCACAACUGUCCAGUCCUUGUAAGUUCGAGUUCGAGUUCGAGCUCAAGCUCUCGUAAGAGCGGAAACCCUUAUCCUCUUCACCCAUCGCCGGAGAAGGCAAUUGUCGCCAUGAAAAUAAUUCUUCCACAAAAUCACACUCUCUUCCCCGCAUUGCCUCUUAUCUCCUUCCCCUCCCCCACCCGCAGCCACCGCUCCGUCUCUCCCAGGCCCAGGCUUUCCGCCGCAAAUUUCAACGCCCUCCGCUCUCUCCACCGCCGUCGAAACCCUGAAUUUAAGGUUAUUCAAAGUUCAUUGAAAGGGGAGGGUGAUACGAUGAUUUUGGAAGCUGAGGAUGCUGAAUUACUGCUCGCUACCUGCAUUACGCGUGCCCUGCCACCGGCAUUGACGCUGGAGGUCGGUCUCCAUAAUAUUAAAGAUGCCAUAGAUGAAUUUGAGUCAAACCCUCCUCGUUCCUCCAGUGGGAUGUACAGAUUUCAGGUUGCUGUGCCACCUAGUUCAAAAGCUUUGAAUUGGUUCUGCUGCCAACCUGAAUCAUCUGGACUGUUUCCGCAGUUUUUUCUUUCCAAAGAGAAGGAUAACCAAGCAUUAAGGCCACUUUCUUUGGGUGGAUUGCGUGGGGUUUUUGGUAUUGGUGCUACAGUCCUCAUCAAGGGGUCUUCUUCUAGUGCCUUAGGAGAGUUGAGUUCACUCAAAAGAUGUCUCUCUGUAGAUUCAACAUUUGUAAAGGCUUAUGGUUUUGUGGAUGUGGAUGUUGAUAUAGAGUCAUCUUUCAUGAAGCACGUGAAGGGUUCAUUCUAUCUUUUCAUACCCAAGAUUGAGUUAAAUGAGUUUGAAGGCAUAUCUAUUUUAGCAGCAACAUUAGCUUGGAGUGACUCUUCCCAUUAUACAUAUGAGGAGGCCGUUCAAUCUAACAAGUUAGCACUAGACCAGGCAAGUCAUCAUUUUUGGCCCACCACACAGAGAUUUCAUAUCAAAUUCAUCAGAUCUUCUCUCAGAAAGUUCAAUGUCUUGGAGGAUGAAAACACCCGAAUGGUAUACAUGAAUGCUCUCUCUAUGGGUGGAAAGGAUCUUGUGAAUGAUGCUAUGGAACUGAAAGAGCUUCCAUCUACCUGUCAGUUCUCUGUCAGGUUUUCACCUACUCUGGCAAUUGCUAAUAAUAUGUGUCAGCUGGAUCUUCUCAGCAGAAUGUGCUGCCAUCUUCAAGACCAUCCUAACAUCAAUUCUCUGUGGGCAUCUCUUAUAAUUGAGGAAUGCUCUCGACUGGGUUUGACGUAUUUCUGCAUAGCUCCAGGAUCAAGAUCAUCUCCACUUGCUGUUGCCGCUUCCACUCACCCCCUUACAACAUGUAUUGCUUGCUUUGAUGAGCGCUCACUUGCAUUUCAUGCUAUUGGUUAUGCCAGAGGUUCUCAUAAACCAGCAGUAGUCAUAACAUCUUCAGGCACCGCAGUUUCAAAUCUUCUUCCUGCUGUUGUGGAGGCAAGUCAAGACUUUGUACCACUUCUAUUACUCACUGCUGAUCGUCCUCCAGAGCUCCAGGAUGUUGGAGCAAACCAAUCAAUCAAUCAGGUCAACCAUUUUGGUUCGUUUGUGAGGUUCUUCUAUGGUCUUCCAGCACCAACUGAUGAUAUUCCUGCACGGAUGGUACUUACCACACUUGAUUCUGCAGUUUAUUGGGCAACCAGUACACCUUCUGGUCCUGUUCAUGUCAACUGUCCUUUUAGGGAACCAUUGGAUAACAGUUCAAGACACUGGAUGUUAAGCUGUUUAAGUGGAUUAGAUUUUUGGAUGUCAAGUGCUCAACCUUUUACAAACUAUAUCCAAGUUCAUAAUUCUCAUGGAUGCGGUAAUACUACCAGUGAAAUGGCAGAGGUUCUGGAAGUGAUUCAAGGGGCAAACCAAGGGCUUCUACUUAUUGGUGCAACUCAUAGAGAGGAUGAUAUAUGGGCGGCUCUUCUCCUGGCUAAGCACCUUUCUUGGCCAGUUGUUGCCGACAUUUUGUCAGGUUUGCGGUUGAGAAAGUAUUUGACUUAUUUUGAUAUUGAGGAGGACUUCUUAUUCAUUGAUCAUCUGGAUCAUUCUCUACUCUCAAAUUCAGUUAGAUGUUGGACACAUGCUGAUGUGAUUGUUCAGAUUGGAAGCAGGAUAACUAGCAAGCGAAUUUCUCAAAUGCUAGAGGAUUGCUUCCCAUGCUCACACAUAUUAGUGGAGAACCAUCCUAAUCGUCAUGAUCCAUCACAUAUUAUAACACAUAGGAUUCACAGUACCAUUAUUAAAUUUGCUGACUGCCUGCUUAAAGGUUGCAUACCACAGAACAACAACAAAUGGUGUGGUUUUCUACAAGCUGUGGAUAGAAUGGUUGCAUGGGAGAUAUCGUUUCUCAUUCAUUCUGAAUACUCCUUGACUGAACCAUAUGUUGCACAUAUGAUUCCGGAAGUCCUCCAGUGCGAGUCUGCUAUAUUUGUUGGGAACAGCAUGCCUAUACGUGAUGCAGACAUGUAUGGACGUAACUGGACACAGUGCAAUAAUAAAAUUUCUGGGAUUUCAAGCUUAAAAUUACCACAUCACUGGAUACAGGUGACCGGGAACAGGGGAGCCAGUGGUAUUGAUGGUUUGCUUAGCACAGCUGUUGGUUUUGCUGUUGGAUGCAACAAAAGAGUGUUUUGUGUGAUCGGAGAUGUCUCUUUUCUGCAUGAUACAAAUGGAUUGGCUCUUUUAACUCAAAGGAUAUACCGGAAGCCAAUGACAAUUAUUGUAAUCAACAAUCAUGGUGGGGCAAUCUUCAGUCUCCUUCCUAUUGCAGAUAAAACUGACCAAAGAGUAUUGGACCAGUAUUUCUACACUUCUCAUGAUGUUUUGAUUGAGAACCUGUGUCUGGCACAUGGUGUGAAGCAUGUGCAAGUGAGGACAAGAAUGGAAUUGCAAGAUGCCUUGUCAACAUCUCAACAGGAGGAGGUUGAUUGGAUUGUUGAGGUUGAGAGCUCAAUUGAUGUCAAUGCAACUUUCCAUAGUAAGUUGAAAUGUUUUGCAUGUCAAGCAGCAGAAAAUGCCUUCCGCAUCGUUUCUUCAAGGCUUUCAAUUUCAGAUUAUAACCUAGAUGGCAUCUUUCUAGGUGAAAUUUGUAAAAUGGAGUCCUCUUUCUAUAGAAUUCAGCUUUAUGCGCCACCUACUUCAGCUUCUGUGUAUGGUGAUUCUACAAACUGCUACAGAGAAGGUUAUAUCAUAGCUUUGUUUCUUGAAGAUGGAAGUGUAGGGUUUGGCGAGGUUGCACCUCUUGAAAUUGACAAGGAAAGCCUGAUUGGUGUUGAAGAGCAAAUUCGAUUUCUUAUUCAUCUCAUACGACAGACAAAGAUUAGUCACUUACUUCCUCUGCUAAAAGGCUCCUUUUCUUCAUGGCUAUGGAAUAGUUUAGGAAUCUUGCCAGGCUCUAUCUUUCCAAGUGUAAGAUGUGGUUUAGAAAUGGCCAUUCUCAAUGCCAUAGCUGCAAAGGAAGAUUCCAGUUUCUUGAACAUACUCCGACAUGAGACAGCUAGAGAAGAAUCAUCUGAAAGGUCCUCUUCUGUUCAGAUUAGUGCUCUAGUUGACUCAAUUGGUACCCCAACGGACGUUGCUGAAAUAGCUGCUACACUUGUUGGAGAAGGGUUUGACACACUAAAGCUUAAAGUGGGGCGUAGGUCAGAUCCCAUGGAAGAUGCCAUAGUUUUACAAGAAGUUAGGAGAAAAAUCGGUCCUCAUAUUAACAUUCGUGUUGAUGCAAAUCGGAAGUGGACCUACAAGAAAGCAGUUCAAUUUGCUUCUGCUGUGAUGAACUGCAAACUGCAGUACAUUGAGGAACCUGUUUGUGAUGAAGAUGACAUGAUCAAGUUCUGUGAAGAAACUGGAUUGCAUAUCGCACUGGAUGAAACUCUUGUAGAUAGCUUGGAAAAUCCUCUUGAGAUGCUAUCAAAGUUUACACACUCUGGAGUAGUUGCUGUUGUUAUUAAACCAAGUGUUAUUGGGGGUUUCGAAAAUGCAGCUCUAAUUGCAAGAUGGGCUCAGCAGCAUGGAAAGAUGGCUGUUAUUAGUGCUACAUAUGAGAGUAGCCUAGGUUUGUCAGCUUAUGUCCAGUUCUCACAUUAUCUUGAGGUGCAAAAUACAGAUAUAUGCACCGCAAUGAAUAUGGACACUUCCCCUUCUGUUGCACAUGGUCUUGGAACUUACCGGUGGCUUAAGGAAGAUGCUGCUGCUGAACCUCUUAAGUUUAAGCAGAAUCCACACACUGACUUUAUAGAAGCAUCUGUUCAUGAUGCCGGCUGUUUCUUACGGAAGUUUCAAAUUAACCAAAAGGUCAUCCUUCAAAAUUUUACUGGGGAACAAAUUAAUGUAUACCAGUUAAAAAUUGACUCGGAGGGUUCCUCAUUUGUCAUCAAUGUACAAGAGAUUGGACCAAGCAAUGAAAGAAAUGUGCUUGUGUUCCUUCAUGGGUUCCUUGGAACUGGUGAAGACUGGAUGCCUAUCAUGAAGGCCAUUUCAGGAUCUGCAAGAUGCAUAGCUAUUGACCUCCCUGCCCAUGGGGGAUCAAAGAUGCAAUAUCCAGGCAUUAGAGAAUCAGCACAAGAACCAGGUUUGUCAAUUGAGGUAGUUGUGGAUAUAUUAGAGAAGUUGAUUCAUCAUAUUAAUCCUGGAAAAGUUUCCCUUGUUGGAUACUCAAUGGGAGCAAGAAUCGCAUUGCACAUGGCCCUGAGAUGCUCUGCUAAGGUUGCAGGAGCUGUCAUAGUAUCUGGAAGCCCUGGAUUGAAAGAUGUAUCAGCAAGAAAGAUUUCCAGGGCUAAAUCCGAUUCCAGAGCAUCCUUCCUGGUUUCUGGUGGCUUGGAACACUUUCUGGAUGCCUGGUAUGAUGGGGCACUUUGGAAUAGCUUAAGAGAUCAUCCACAUUUCAAGCAGAUAGUUGCUCGCCGUUUGCAGCAUGAUGACAUAAACGGCCUCGCAAGAGUUCUUUCUGAUUUAAGUGCUGGAAGGCAGCUCCCGUUGUGGGAAGACUUGAGACACUGCAAAGUACCUCUUAUGCUCGUCGUUGGUGAGAAAGAUGCCAAAUACAGGAGGAUCGCUCAAAAAAUGCUCCAAGAAAUUAAUCAUGGUUCAAGGAGUGUCAAUGAUACACAAGUGAUUUGUGAAGUAGUCGAGAUUCCAAAUUGUGGGCAUGCUGUUCAUCUGGAGAACCCCCUUCCUGUUAUUCACGCAGUAAGACGGUUUGUGAACAAGUUGAAAGCGCCUGAUUCUGAUCGAAGAGAAUUUCCAGACCCGUCCAAGAUUCUGAUCGAAGACAGUUUGUGAACAAGUCGAGAGUUUCAUUCUGAUUGAUUCAAAAAGACUCUUGAGCAUUACAGAUGACUGAUGCUUGACGACACGCAGGACAUUCAACUGUGCCGGUUUCAUUUUCAUUAAUUGGUCAGAAGACCUUGGCCGAGUUUGUCAACAAAGUUUUGUUUUGUCCUGUCAACAUUGAAGCCAGAAACCUGGAUGUAAGCUAUUGAUGAAUGUGUUGUUUUGCCACUUAAGAGAGACUUCAUGGAACAAUAGGUUUUAUUUAGCCAUUCUAGGUUAGAUUCAACUCCAACACACAGAUCAUUUGAAGGUGUAAAUUUUCUUUGUAUGAUUAUUAUAUACUGUAAGCAGUGCAACUUCAGUUCUUCUGAAAUGCCAAUGUUGUAGUUUCACUGAAAGUGAAAUCCUAACCUUGUUUCAAUGAAACUGAAAUUCUUGCUGAAAUAUG
Molecule: messenger RNA, 5842 nt
Organism: Diospyros lotus (date-plum)
Lineage: Eukaryota; Viridiplantae; Streptophyta; Magnoliopsida; Ericales; Ebenaceae
Product: protein PHYLLO, chloroplastic
Exons: 28
Coding region: 202-5403 (1733 amino acids)
Biological process (GO): amino acid catabolic process; menaquinone biosynthetic process
Molecular function (GO): thiamine pyrophosphate binding; 2-succinyl-5-enolpyruvyl-6-hydroxy-3-cyclohexene-1-carboxylic-acid synthase activity
Source: RefSeq, a predicted model, not a curated record